Molecule: messenger RNA, 840 nt
Organism: Glossina fuscipes
Lineage: Eukaryota; Metazoa; Arthropoda; Insecta; Diptera; Glossinidae
Product: SOSS complex subunit C homolog
Exons: 4
Coding region: 391-759 (122 amino acids)
Biological process (GO): DNA repair
Cellular component (GO): nucleoplasm; nucleus; SOSS complex
Source: RefSeq, a predicted model, not a curated record
AUUUUCUAUAGAAUUAUAUUGGGUCAUCACGGAAGUUCGAAGAUAAUAAAUUAAAUGUUUACGAUAUAACUGUGUACAUAAUCUCUUAUCUACAUUUUCAAACGUGACUGCCGUAUAAACAUGGUCAUUCUCACGCUUGUUAUAAUUAAUUGCGAAAUUUGUAAUGAAAAUAUAUAUCGUAGAUCGCUACAAGUUAAAAAUUCUUUUUACUAUUUCUUAUUUGAAACGCAAAAAAUAUUCAUGAUCUGUCGCUAGCAAACUACUGUACGUAUGAAUCUACAUAAUAAGAACAAGAAGUAUAGUGAAAAUAAUUCUGCAUUUUUUGGAGGUUUUGUUUUUCUUUUAAAGUAUUUACGUCUUUAGUUUUUUAUCAUUGCAAAAAUUAAUUUGAUGGCUUUUCCUACAUUGGGGGCACAGCAAGUUUUUGUUUCCUUGAAAGCAGAAACUAAUCGUAAAAUACUGGAAGAUUUGCAAUUAAAACGUCAACUCUUACAAAAGGGUGUGCCAGUAGCUGAUAUAAGUAGUCUUAGCGGUGGUUUAACAGCAGCUAUCAACCAGAUGCCCCCAACACAGUUGUUAGAUCAACCCAACGAGUUUGCGCAAAGUAGUGGUGCUAUAACGGUGCCACGUUCAGUAUUUAAUCCCACCAGUGCCACUACAUUAGGUUAUUUUAUACCUCAGGAUUCACAUUACGGUAACUCCUUCAUACCCGUAUUACCGCGCUUGGACCCUUCGCCGGCUAAUCACACAGUCAAAUAAACAGAAUCAUACGAAGGUCAACGAUUUUAUCAAUUGCACUUCGCUUUCGAUUUAAACCUUUUCUAAUGGCUCGUUUAAAAA